AUAUUUAUAAUUAUCCGUGCUAUUCACAAAUCCCUCUCUCUUUCAAUCUCUCAAACCCUCAUCCCAUGGCUCCAAAACCCUUUCAUCUUCGACAUCCAAACUUGCCCCCACAUCUUCUCCUCCAUCUCCGGCACCAAGGACCUCCAAAUGGUUAACCUAACCCUCCGUGUCCUCUCUCGCCCGGAGUUCUCUCAACUCCCUCGAAUCUUCCAAACCCUAGGCCUCGAAUACGACGAUAAAGUCCUUCCUUCGAUCGGCAACGAAGUCCUCAAGGCCGUUGUCGUUCAAUUCAACGCCGAUCAGCUCCUCACCGAGUGUCCCAGCGUCUCUGCAUUGGUUCGCCAGGGCUUGGUUCGUCGUGCUAAGGAUUUCAACUUCGUUCUCGAUGACGUUGUGAUCAUGCACUUAUUGUAUGGGGCUGAGUUCUCCAAGGCCGUGGAGCAGAAGUAGGUGGCACAGCAGGAGGCUGAGUUCUGCAAGGCCAUGGAGCAGAAGCGUGGUGUUCGGCAAAUGAGAAUAGGAUGGGUUGACGGCCUAGAAUUUGUGACUCAGUGCCCAAUUAGACCUGGAAAGAGCUACACUUAUCUGUUCACAAUUCAAGGCCAGGAAGGGACACUCUGGUGGCAUGCCCAAUGCUCGUGGCUGAGAGCCACAGUCUACGGUGCUCUGAUUAUUCACCCCAAAGAAGGUUCUUCCUACCCAUUCCCCAAGCCCAAGUGUGAAACAACCCUUCUCUUAGGUACUGACCAUGAGAUGCAAAUAGAGACACAAAAGGAACAAAUACAAAUGCAGAACAAUAAAAUAGAAGAUCUUGAAGAGGGUAAGAAGAAGCAAGGGGAGAUAAUGGCAGAUGUUGUCAACUUUUUGAGGACCAAAGGAUUCACUGGACACUUUGGAAGUGGAGGGAACUCAUCCACUGGUGGACGUACUUCUUGGUAAAGUAUAUUAACUUUAA
This is a messenger RNA of Camellia sinensis, 955 nucleotides long. NCBI's taxonomy places the organism in Eukaryota, Viridiplantae, Streptophyta, Magnoliopsida, Ericales, Theaceae. The record is from RefSeq and is a predicted model, not a curated record.